GAAACCUUCCCAUGGCUCCAGAGCUGCCCCUAAAGCAAGACUAGAGGCAAAACCAGCCAGCAGCCCCUUCCCCUCCCAUCCCAGCCUGGCCCAGAUCACCCAGUUCCGAAUGAUGGUGUCGCUGGGACACCUAGCCAAGGGAGCCAGCCUGGACGACCUCAUCGACAGCUGCAUUCAGUCUUUCGAUGCAGAUGGAAACCUGUGCCGAAGUAACCAACUGCUGCAAGUCACGCUGACUAUGCACCGAAUCAUCAUCUCCUCUACGGAACUGCUCCAAAAAGUUAUGACCCUCUAUAAAAGCGCCUUGGCAAAGAAUUCACCAGGGGUUUGUCUGAAGAUCUGCUAUUUUGUAAGGUAUUGGAUAACGGAAUUCUGGAUCAUGUUUAAAGUGGAUGCCAGCCUGAUAAACACUAUGGAGGAGUUCCAGGAACUGGUGAAAGCUAACGGGGAGGAGGCGCACUGCCGCCUGAUCGACACAACUCAAAUCAAUGCUCGUGACUGGUCCAGGAAACUUACUCAAAGGAUAAAAUCAAAUACGAGCAAGAAGCGGAAAGUCUCUCUGCUCUUUGACCAUCUGGAACCAGAAGAGCUAUCUGAGCACCUCACCUACCUGGAGUUCAAGUCCUUUCGAAGGAUAUCUUUCUCUGAUUAUCAAAAUUACCUUGUAAAUAGCUGUGUGAAGGAGAACCCCACGAUGGAACGGUCCAUUGCCUUAUGCAACGGCAUCUCCCAGUGGGUGCAGCUGAUGGUUCUCAGCCGCCCCACUCCGCAGCUCCGGGCAGAAGUCUUCAUCAAGUUCAUCCAUGUGGCUCAGAAGCUUCACCAACUACAGAACUUCAAUACGUUGAUGGCUGUGAUAGGUGGGCUGUGUCACAGCUCCAUCUCCAGGCUCAAGGAGACCAGUUCGCACGUCCCACAUGAAAUCAAUAAGGUUCUCGGCGAGAUGACUGAGCUACUCUCCUCCUGCAGAAACUAUGAUAACUACCGGCGAGCCUAUGGGGAAUGCACCCGCUUCAAGAUCCCCAUCCUGGGGGUGCACCUCAAGGACCUCAUUUCCCUGUAUGAAGCCAUGCCUGACUACCUGGAGGACGGGAAGGUGAACGUCCACAAGCUGCUGGCCCUGUACAAUCACAUCAACGAACUGGUCCAGCUACAGGAGGUGGCCCCACCCCUGGAGGCCAACAAGGACUUGGUGCACCUGCUGACGUUAUCCCUGGAUCUGUACUACACUGAAGACGAAAUCUAUGAACUGUCUUAUGCCCGGGAACCAAGGAACCACAGAGCCCCGCCGCUAACACCUUCCAAGCCACCGGUGGUGGUAGACUGGGCCUCCGGAGUAUCACCCAAACCUGACCCGAAGACCAUCAGCAAACAUGUGCAGCGGAUGGUGGACUCUGUCUUUAAAAACUAUGAUCAUGACCAGGAUGGAUACAUUUCUCAGGAAGAAUUUGAAAAGAUUGCUGCAAGCUUCCCGUUUUCCUUCUGUGUGAUGGACAAAGACAGGGAAGGCCUCAUCAGCAGGGACGAAAUCACGGCCUACUUCAUGAGGGCCAGCUCCAUCUACUCCAAGCUGGGCCUGGGAUUUCCUCACAACUUCCAAGAGACCACCUACCUGAAGCCCACUUUCUGUGACAACUGUGCUGGAUUUCUCUGGGGAGUGAUCAAACAAGGAUAUCGAUGUAAAGACUGUGGGAUGAACUGCCACAAACAGUGCAAAGAUUUGGUGGUGUUCGAGUGCAAGAAGCGAACCAAAAACCCAGCAGCUCCCAUGGAGAACACCUCCCUGGCACCAACAGCCAACCUUUGCUCACUGGGAGGUAGAGAUCUGCUCCAUGCACCCGAGGAAGGGUCUUUUACAUUCCUAAACGGGGAGGCUGUGGAACACAGUGAGGAGAGUAAGGAUCGGACCAUCAUGCUGAUGGGAGUAUCCGCACAGAAGAUUUCUGUUCGGCUUAAGAGGACUGUUGCCCACAAGACUACCCAGACUGAAUUGCUACCUUGGAUUGGCAGUGAGGCCCCUUCUGGUCACUUCGUGCUGUCCUCUCCAAGGAAGACAGCCCAGGACACCCUUUAUGUACUUCCCAGUCCUACAUCUCCAUGCCCCAGUCCAGUCUUGGUCAGAAAGCGGGCAUUUGUCAAGUGGGAGAAUAAAGAGUCCCUCAUAAAAUCAAAAGAAGAGCUCCGUCAUCUCAGACUCCCAACAUAUCAAGAGCUGGAACAGGAAAUAAAUACCCUGAAAGCAGACAAUGAUGCCCUAAAGAUCCAAUUAAAAUUCGCACAGAAGAAAAUAGAAUCCCUUCAGCUUGAAAAAAGCAAUCACGUCUUAGCACAGAUGGAACAAAGUGACUGUUCUUAGCUAGAAACUCAAGGAGCAUAACCUGUGGAUGAGUACACCAGAGCUCUCAUUUCCUCAGCUGAUGAACACAAAGGCCGGGGCAACUUUAGAUGGACUAUCUAAAUGGAGAACUUUAAAAGAGAAAAGCCACUUCCUGUUUUGUUUUUUAAAACUAAAAGUCUCCUAAUGUACAGUAUUGUUUUCUCUUUCAGUCAGCUGACUCACACUAGAGGAAAGCUGAAGGAUGCAAAACUUUUCAUGUUCCAUACUAGUUUAUUUUUCUUUCUAGAAUAGCAAAAGUGUCCUAAAACAUGACUAUAGUUUCCUAACAAGGUAGUGUCCUCUAUGGCCUUUUGACUGAUUCUUAAAACUAAAAUUUCUGGAAAAUGAAUUGGCUUUUUCUCUGGGUUUUCUACCAACUGAGGGAUUUCCUUUGUUCCACAAAGUUUUACUGAUAAUGAAAAAAUACCCAUAUUCCAAAAGUAGAUGGGGGGCUGGGGAUUUAGCUCAGCCGCACAGCACCUGCCUGGCAAGUGCAAGGUCGUGAGUUUGAUUCCUGGUCCUGGAGAAAAACAAAAACAAAAACAAAAACAAAAAACAAUAGUAGAUUGACUUGUAAGUCCCAGCAUUGUUUUUGUAUCUGACUCCUACUUCACUACCUCAAAUCUAAUCAUUCGCCUCUUUCUCCUCCCUCGACACUAUGCCACACACACAAUCCUGUCUACUUAGAAAUGAACUUCUAGAGAUGCAGCCCUGGCUUUUUAGUGGUUUAUGAAAUAUGUUAUUAUCCAGACACAGAUUAGUUCUAGUCUUAAAGUUAUCAUAAAAUAAACUCGGUACCUGGAAACAUAGCUCUUACCAUCUCAUACAUGACUUGCUAGUUAGCUAAAAAUGAGCAUAAUGUAGACAUGUUUGUCCUCACAUUCUACAGUGAAUAGAAUUAGGAAUUUAUGGUUUUUUAAAGCAAGUCUGUGAAGAGUAUUUAACUCUUCAUGUUUCAACUUUUUUAAGUACACUUUUUAAAAUUCUCUUUUGAACUGAUUUGUGCUUAAACUGUCUUCACUAUUGAUACUACUUAGAGAAAUAAGCUAAUUGGAUCAGCAAUGUAAAUAAUAGCUGACAGCAUGUACAUAUGUAUAUAAUAUGUAUAUACAGUAUCAGGCAUGCAUGUGCUUUAGACUUGUCUCAAUAAAAUAAAUUUUAUUGUUUAGCAGAAUCGUAAGUAACCAGCCCAGUGUGUAUUCUACUAUGAAGGUUAAUGAAUGAACUCAGUCAAGGGCUAGGCAAUUAUUCACAAACUGACAAUCAUUUUCUUUUGGGGGAAUUUAGCUUCCAUACUUGGAAAACCCAGCACAAGGCUGAUUUAUAAUUCAUAUACAAGGUGGCCAGCUGCCAGGAAUAUAAUCUUAAUUGAACGUUUUAAAUCUAAAGCCAAAGCACCAAGUCCUCAUAAGAAUACAAAAUAUAAUAGUGUUGCCUGUUUGCGGAAUUCAGAUUAAGUUUUUUCAUGAAAGAUCACUUCCACUUGCAUACUUCUUCGUACUAAGUUUUAGUGACACAGAACUUAGGAAUGGUUUAUUAAAUUUUUAAAACUUGCUUCACACAUAAAUUUAUUCUUUUUGUAAAUCCAAACUCGGAAAUCCUCAAAGCAGGGCUGCUUAGGCCCACCACCUGGAAUAUAUAUUUUACUAGCACUAUUACUUGAUUUAUAUGGAGUAAGUAUGAGCUUAUGAAAAUGUUACAAUUCAAAUUUUUCAUUAUUAUUUGCCUCUGACACAGUAAAGAAUAUACCUCAAUUUUAAAAAUAUAACCAAUAAAUUUGCUCAUACUCUCUAUCCAAAAUAAAGACCUCAAGGUAGUUUUUAUGUAAAUAACCUGUAAUAUGUAGGAUUUCAAAAGGUCACAGUUCCCUUAACUAAAUUGUCAUGGCUAGAUACUCUUGGGCACUGAAAAAUGUUAUCACUGAAAUGAAUACAAGGCCAAAGUUUCAUCACAGAUUUUAAAAUCCAGCAAGGGCAAAAGUAUAAUGUUAUCUUAAUGUUAUUUAUGUUGUGCUACAGGAGCUAGUGGAAUCUACAGAAUAUUCCUGAAACAAGUUUUUGGCUUACCAAGCUUAGUAUGCAAAUUAGUGUUUUUCAUAUUGACUUGAAACAAUUUCGGGCAAAUAUCUAUCUGCCAAGACAAAGAUAAAUCUUGUAUUAUUAACAAUGUCACUUCUCAUUUUCUUUGUUAAUUAACUCACCUUUUUCACUGACCAUUUGUGAAUCUGUCUUAAGGUAAAUAAUGUAAAAGGACUGCAAGAAAAAAUGUACAGAUUGUAAAUUUUUUGAUAAUGUAAGUUUUCUUCGUGUAAUAUUUAUAUGAUAAAGACAUUAGGAUCCCACAACACACGUCUUGUGUUUCUUCUUCAUCUGCAUGGAUAUGUAUAAACCUCACUUGAAGUUUUACUAUUUAUGUAUGGACUACUCCUCUAUUAUAGUUUUGUCCUGGAAGCAAAAGCAAAGCAACUAGAUUAUUCAGUUUGAUGUUUUGAUAUCUUUUGUAGCACAAAGUAACAAUACAGAAAUACCCACUCUUUUCCCAUCCUAUAAUGAUUCAUAGUGACCCCCCCCCAUUAAGUCUAAAAAUAUAUUAAAGAAAAAAUUGACUUGUCA
Chinchilla lanigera (long-tailed chinchilla) is the source of this 4989-nucleotide messenger RNA. RefSeq names its product RAS guanyl releasing protein 1 (calcium and DAG-regulated) (gene Rasgrp1). Gene Ontology annotation, molecular function: guanyl-nucleotide exchange factor activity; calcium ion binding. Gene Ontology annotation, biological process: Ras protein signal transduction; positive regulation of GTPase activity. Gene Ontology annotation, cellular component: plasma membrane. NCBI's taxonomy places the organism in Eukaryota, Metazoa, Chordata, Mammalia, Rodentia, Chinchillidae. The record is from RefSeq and is a predicted model, not a curated record.